Messenger RNA from Aspergillus puulaauensis, 1065 nucleotides. Its product is annotated as mismatch-specific DNA-glycosylase. The coding region runs from base 1 to 1065 and encodes 354 amino acids. The record is from RefSeq and is a predicted model, not a curated record. Gene Ontology annotation, molecular function: mismatch base pair DNA N-glycosylase activity. Lineage: Eukaryota; Fungi; Ascomycota; Eurotiomycetes; Eurotiales; Aspergillaceae. Gene Ontology annotation, biological process: base-excision repair, AP site formation. The transcript has a single exon.
AUGGAGGCACAAAUUUCUGAGGCGAUAAAGGAAAGCGGCUCCGAUUUCAGCGACAACGAUGUUCCCGUUAACCAGAUUACGAGCUUCAACGGUGUCCUGAAUCAGUAUGUACACGUUUCGGAGACGACAAGCUCCUCAACCCAGGAGACAAAACGCCAACUAGAUACUACUAUCAUCGACACUCAAACGACGCCCAAGCGAAGAAGAAGGGGACCUAUAUCUUCAACGACUACAGCGUCACCGUCAUCAUCAGACGUGACAACCCCCAGCCGCAUCACCCGCUCCAAAUCCCGCUCAUCAACAACAACACCAACCUCAGCUUCACCCUCUCACACAUCUAGCUCCGAGUCUACCUCAACCCCAGCCCUCCCAAGUACACCCAAACGACGACCGAGCUCCCGCUCCCGCUCCCUCCACCGCAUGACAUCCUCCCCCUCCUCUCUCCCGACCUCCCUACUCAGAGACACAAUCCCCGAGAACCUCACCCUACUCCUCGUAGGCGUGAAUCCAGGCAUCAUGACCGGCACUACAGGCUUCGCAUACGCACACCCCUCAAACCUCUUCUGGAAACUCCUCCACUGGUCGGGAAUAACCACAAUCCGACACCCACCCUCAGAUACCUACAAGCUCCCAGAGCUAUACAACGUGGGCAACACGAACAUCGUCGAGCGAGCCACGCGCGACGCGAGCAUGCUCAGCAAAGCGGAGAUGGACGCCGGUGUGCCCGUGCUCGAGGCCAAGGUUGCUGCAAAGAGACCCGAGGCGGUGUGUCUGGUGGGCAAGAGUAUAUGGGAGUCUGUGUGGAGGGCGCGGAAGGGGAGGGCGAUUCGGAAAGAGGAGUUUCGGUAUGGCUGGCAGGAUCAGUCGGAGAAUAUGGGGAAGAGUGAAGAGUGGAACGGCGCGCCUGUGUUUGUGGCUACUACGACCAGCGGGCUGGCUGCGACGAUGUCGAUUCCAGAGAAACAGGCUGUGUGGAAUGAGUUGGGGAGUUGGGUUGUGAGUAGGCGAGAGGCUCAGGGUAGUAAUGCCCUUCAGGGUCAAGCCGAAGCUCAAGAUCAGGCUUAG